CUUCUGACCCUUCGUUUUUCCCUUCAGAUUCUCUUUAUAGCUCGUCAACACGGAAAUAUUUUCAUCAGAGUGUAGAAGUGAUCGGGUAGAGAGAAAGUUUCAGGAUACGUUCUGGUACCAGACCUGUUUGCUGACACGCAAUCAUGCUUAAAGCGGGAGCCACCAAGGUAGGGCUGGCCAAGCCGGGGCUCCAGGAGCGGGCACGGCAGACCUCCUUGGCUUCCCCUUCCUCCACUUCCACAGUCAUGAAGACCACCAGAUCAUCCAGCAUGUUAGGGUCAGAGCAGCGCCUCAGCAAGCUGAAAAGAGCCAGCAGUGAUGAUGCCUUGACAAAGCCCGUACUGGGAGCUGCUGCCUCUGGCUCCCGGAUGAAGAAGACUGUAACUACUGGAGCCAUUUCAGAUCUCACAGAGGCCCGCAGUCGAACCCUGUCAGGUGUACAAGCACCCAAGAAGUCUGGAAUCCCAGCUCCUAGAGAAAUCCCUUCUGCUGUAACAAGAGACCGCAUCUCUUUCCGAGAUCAACUGAGGAGCUCUUCCACUAAAAGAAUGGUUUCCAGCGCCAGUACUUCCAGCCUCUCUACCCUGGCAAAACAGACGCGUAGUUCAACUAAGUCCCGUGCAGAAGCAGAGGGCCAGGAAAGGGGUCUUCUGGAGAGCCAGGUGAAAGAGCUUCUGGCUGAGGCCAAAGCUAAAGACUUGGAGAUCAGCAAUCUCAGAAUGGAGUUACAGCGCUGUAAGGGUAAAAUCUCCACUGCUCCUUCUUUACCGUCACCCAACUCUGUUUCACACCAAGAGCCUGCAGCUGACAGCGAGCAGGGACAAGUGGCCGAGGCCCUUGUGCUGGUUGGGGAGCUCAGGGAGAAGAACAGGAAAUUUCAGAGAGAGUUGGCAGCUCUGAGGGAGGAAAACCAGAUGCUGAAGGAAAAGCUGCUUUGCUUGGAGUCUUCUCCCCUCUCUAGCACAAACACAAGCUCACCUUCAAAGGCUUUGGUGAACGGCCUGCCCUCAGACUCCUCCUCUACCCAGCAGGAUAGUCUACUAUCUACUGCCAGCCCACUUAAAACCUCUGUUUCCUCUAGCUCAAGUUCUGAUAUUACCAAAGAGUCACCAUCACCUGACUCCUCUGAGUUUGAGAAGAUCCCAUCACGCUCAGAGUCGGGGAGCAGUUGUGUCAGUACAGAAGCUGUUACUGUAGGAGCAGUAAACAAUGGGGGAGGUCAGGGUGUGUCAGUGCAGAGCCUAACAGAGCAAAUUCACAAAAUGGAGGAGAACCAUCACAGCACAGCAGAAGAACUACAGGCAACACUGCAGGAGCUGGCUGACCAGCAGCAAGUUGUGCAGGAGCUAACAGCUGAGAAUGAGCGUUUGGCUGAGGAAAAGCGCCUCCUGCAGGCCUCGCUUCAACAGCAGAGGGAGCGUCUGGAAGUGUUGGCUCAAAAGAAUGACACGCUCGCCCUCAGACUUCAAGAGCAAGCUCAGGCUCAUGCCCAGAGGGAGGAAGAGUUGGGUACCCAAGGUCCUCGGCUGUCAGAGCUGGAGCAGAGGUAUGGUGAGCUGGUAGAGAGCUCUCGCUUUGAACGUGAGAAGCUGGUGGACAUCCAGCAGCAGCUGACAGGCAGUCUACGGGCACUGGAGGAGGAGCACCAGGAGGCCCAGGGUCAGGUACGCUGCCUCAAGGAGGAGAUGGACAGGUUACAGGCCCAGCUGGACAGGGAAGUAGAAAGCAGAGGUCAAGCAUCACAAGCUGCAGAGGAACAGAAGGCGGCAGCAGACUCCCUCAGACUGGAAAAUAGUAGGCUGAAGGCACAGGUGGACAUUGAGAGGCAAAAGGUGGGUGAGCUGAAGGCCAUGCAAAGUGCCAGUGACAACACUGAGUUGCAGAAUUUGUUGAAGGCAGCUCAUGCUGAGAGAGACAAGCUGGAGGUGAAGCUGACAGAGCUGAGACAGGAACUGCUCCAGGCCCAGGCUGAGACUGAGAAUGUGCAAGCCACAAUGUCAAAGCUGGAGGUCAAAUGCCAGCAGGUUCAAGAGCGAGCUGAAAAAAGAGAGCAGGAGCUAAGUAACCGAGUGACGUCCCUGGAGGAAGCUGGGAUCCAGACAGAAAACCAGGUGAAGGAGCUCAAGGAGACCAUCUUUGAGCUGGAGGACCAGGUGGAGCAGCAGAGAGCUGUCAACUGCCAUACCAACCAAGCCGUUCUGGACAUGGAGAAUCUUGUCAAAAAGAUGGAGGAGCAGAAAGCAGAAGCAGACAGACAACUGAAAGUUUUGAAUAGACAAAUGAAGGAUGAAAAGGAGGAAUGGCGUCGUUUUCAGGCAGACCUCCAGACAGCAGUGGUGGUGGCCAACGACAUCAAGGUGGAAGCUCAGCAGGAGCUGCGUGCACUGAGGAGGCAGCUGCAAGAAGAGCAGGACCGUAAUGCAAAGCUUUCUGAAGACCUUGAGGCCCUGCAGGGAGUAAGGUCUCCAGGUGAAGAGGGGAGAGUGUCCGACUCUGAUAACAACAGUCAUUGGUGCGGCAUCUCCAUGAUCCCCACAGCACCCGGCGACGCCAGCGGAGAUGCCAACUCAGAGCCCGAAGCUACUGUCAAAUCCCUCAUUAAGUCCUUUGAUACUGUUGGACAAAAUGGAUUAAGCCACACAAUUCAAAUGCCUUCCUCACAAAGGAGCCCGCUGAGUGGCAUACCUGUACGCACUGCCCCUGCUGCUGCUGUCUCCCCCAUACAGAGGCACUCGUACAUAAAGCCACUAUCAAAGACACUGGAAAAAAGAAUUAACUAUGGAGAAUUCUCUCAUCAUCAUGAAAAGCUGCCAAGCUUUGGGGAAGACCUAAAACCUAACAGCCUCAUGAGGAAGAGCCCUUCUCUCGAGUCUGUAAUCAAAAGCCCUGCUUCCCUCAGCAGCUGCACUGCAUCCUUCAGCUACAAUCGAAGCAACAGUAAGCUCAGUGUGGAAAGAAAGGACCCCUUGGCUGCACUGGCGCGGGAGUAUGGAGGAUCUAAGAGAAAUGCUCUACUGAAGUGGUGCCAGAAGAAAACAGAAGGCUAUCCGAAUAUUGAUGUGACCAACUUCAGCAGCAGCUGGAGUGAUGGCCUGGCUUUCUGUGCCCUGUUGCACACAUAUCUGCCUGCCCACAUCCCUUACCAAGAACUCAUCAGUCAAGAUAAGGUCCGGAAUCUGACCCUAGCUUUCCAAGCCGCAGAGAGCAUCGGGAUCAAACCCUCACUGGACAUGGAGGAGCUGAUGAAGACAGACAGGCCGGACUGGCAGAGCGUCAUGCACUAUGUCUCACAGAUCUACAAGUACUUCGAAACCUGACUUGUGAGGAAGAUGAAGAUGAGGAUCAGUGGUACCACAUCAGUCUUCUGUCACUCUGUCUGCGACACGUUCUUCUCUGAAACUGGCUGAAAGCUGCCAAGCUAACGCCUCUCAAAUCUGACACUGAAGCAGCGACCAAGGAGCGUUUUUUUUAACACUACUCUGCAACUACAGACAAACUGAUUCUGGUGCAAAUUCAUGUAGACGUUUUGUAGCAGCUAACAGCACAACUGAAAGAGUUGAGACCUGGUUCUUUAUUUAUUUUUUCCCCUCCACAAAACCACACAAGAACUUUUGUCUCCAAGGGUCUUUAUGUAGCAAAGUUCUUGGAACUUUCUGAACUCACCCUCUCAUCUCUGUGCUAUCAAUUUAUUUUAUAAAAGUUCCAUCCAAAUAUCAGCAUUGAGCAUUUUUAAAAGAAAAUGUGCCAAAUUUUCUGCCAAAAAACAACUUUUACAAUACUAUGCAUGAUUUAUGUGUGAUGUCCCUUUCAAUCAUCACUCAACUUUAGCUGGAGGUUUUUCUUUUUUGUUUUUUUUUUUGCAGAGCAGAGGAUGUUAAAAACGACUGAUUUAAGAUAAACCGAAGUCUAAUCAUAUUGUAAUCCAGCUUGUCUAUUGAAAGCUGAUCUCAGACAAACCUUUUCUGCCAUCUGUGAUGUCACAAUGAAUAUAAUCUAACACUUUUGAAGUUGCUAAGUAGUUUUGUAGAAAUAUUUUUAUGAAAAUGGACUGAUCUCCAUGUUUGGGUUGAGUUUGCAGCAUAAACUCAGCGAAUUCAAACGUCAUGAAGUGCUGUUUCUCCACAUUUAACAUAGAUUCUCUGAAGAACUGUGGUACUGAAGCUGCUUUGGAAGCUGUAUGGGUCUGUAAUUGGCAUGCAGUAGUGAAUUAUGAAGGUGGGAACAAGUUUUACAUGUAACAGUUGAGGACACAGUUUCUAUUGCAGAUGCCUGUCUAUUUUAAAGAUGAAAUAAAAGUGUUAUUUAUUUACAAGACGUACAUAUUGAGUUCACAGAAACAAUGUUUAUAAUUCACACAUAUCAAAUAUGAAGGCUCACUGGAUGGUUAUUAAUAAAGUAUUGUCAUGGAUUCAUUUAAA
Molecule: messenger RNA, 4418 nt
Organism: Melanotaenia boesemani (Boeseman's rainbowfish)
Lineage: Eukaryota; Metazoa; Chordata; Actinopteri; Atheriniformes; Melanotaeniidae
Gene: specc1
Product: sperm antigen with calponin homology and coiled-coil domains 1
Exons: 15
Coding region: 144-3317 (1057 amino acids)
Biological process (GO): actin cytoskeleton organization
Cellular component (GO): microtubule organizing center; filamentous actin
Molecular function (GO): protein binding
Source: RefSeq, a predicted model, not a curated record